AUGGAACCGCACCCCUACUCCUGCACUAUCCCAGCGGAGCCCUUACAUCGAUAUCGCGUCGGUGGCUACCAUCCUGUCUAUCUGGGCGACUUUCUGAAAGAUGGUCGCUAUAGAAUUAUUCAUAAACUGGGAUUUGGAGGUUACUCAACGGUCUGGCUUGCAAAAGAUGAAGAAUUGCAGCGCUACGUCGCAGUGAAAAUUGCGGUCGCUGAAGUUGGAUUGGAAAGCCGCGAGCUUCAAGUGCUACGAGUUCUUUCUGCUAACAUAUCCACGCACUCCGGCUCCCAACAUGUGGUGCAGCUCCUGGACGACUUCCAGCAUGCGGGCCCGAAUGGUACGCAUACCUGUCUGGUAUUCGAAGUUUUGGGGCCAAACAUUCCGACCGUCAUUGAUGCACGUUUUGCGGAUGGCAGACUCCCUGGGAAGAUUGCCAGAAGAGUGUGCAAACAUGCUCUUUUAGGCUUGGACUUCUUACAUCAGCAUCAAGUCGGACAUGGUGACUUGCAUACGGGCAAUAUUGCCUUCACCCUCCCAUCUCUGGAUCCAAUGCCGGAAGAAGAGGUCUUGAAGCAGCUUCCGACUCCGGAAAUUGGAGACGUAACCCGGUUGGACGGAAAGGCCCUAGGGCCUGGCGUUCCGAAGUACCUUGUUUGGCCAGGCUCUUUCCGAAUAUCCAAGACAACGCUUGAGAAUCCUAUCAAAAUCAUCGAUUUCGGAGAAUCCUUCACAAGGGACACGAGGCCUAAAACUCUUCAUACGCCUUUAGCGGUACGCGCACCCGAAGUCAUAUUUGAGGACGACAUUGACUUCCGGGUUGAUCUAUGGAGUAUGGGCUGCAUGAUAUUUGAACUGGUGACGGGGCAGCCUCCGUUUGACAGCCUCAUGACAACUAAGGAAAUUCUUGUCAGCGAAAUGAUACAGUUCGUGGGCGAGCUUCCCGAAAGGUGGCAGCGUAAGUGGGCUUUGAUGGAAAAAGAAGAAUCUACGGACCCAGACGGCCUUACCCUACAGCUAUGGCUUGAGGAAGUAUAUUUCGAUGAUGAGAAGACUGCAGAUUUCACACGUGAAGACAUAAGGGAACUAGGGGCGCUGCUUCGAAAGCUGUUGCGUUUCCAACCCACUGCACGCUCUACAACUACACAAGUCCUCAAGGACGACUGGUUUCAAAGCCCUCAGCCUGAUUGA
Molecule: messenger RNA, 1185 nt
Organism: Coniosporium apollinis CBS 100218
Lineage: Eukaryota; Fungi; Ascomycota; Dothideomycetes
Product: CMGC/SRPK protein kinase
Exons: 5
Coding region: 1-1185 (394 amino acids)
Biological process (GO): regulation of mRNA processing; protein phosphorylation; spliceosomal complex assembly
Molecular function (GO): ATP binding; protein kinase activity
Source: RefSeq, a predicted model, not a curated record